AUGGCAGUGCCGUUCUCGCACCGCGCCUACAGCUUUCCGCAGUUGAGCGCACCGCUCAGCGCACUACUCCUGGGAACAGACCCUGAAAUUCGCAUACCGCGUUCUGACAUUCCCCACAUCGUCGAUCAGGGAACCUCAAGGAGCCUUGUGAUAACGACAUGUGCUCCCAGUCUUUAUAAACGGCGCCCAACCGCAAGUGUAUCUUGGCCACCGUCUUCUUCAUAUAGCGCCAUGGCCGAAGCGUUUGCGCAUAGACAUUGGCAGCAACUGCUGGCAAAUCACUCGCAAGCAUCCAUUGAGAUCAUCGGGACCCUCCUCAUUCAGAUCCUGACGUUCUACAUUCCAUGCGGUGUAUACGCUUCGCUGGAGGUUCUUUUCCCGGUGUACAGUGAAUCGCACAAAAUCCAGCCCGCGCCAAAGCAGCCAACCCGCUCCGAAGUCUGGGAAUGCUUCAAAGUCGUCUUGGGCAAUCAAUUGCUUUCCAUCGCCCUCCAACUUGGGUCCGUACACCUCACCUCAGGCACGCGCCACCACCCCUUCCGCUUUGACGCCAAACUUCCCGGGAUCGCUGAGAUAGCCCUCCAAUUCGUCGCGUGCGUCCUCAUGCGCGAAGUCCUGUUCUACUACUCCCACCGCCUCCUCCACAUACCGAGUCUGUACCCGAAGAUCCACAAAUUCCACCAUCGUUUCACCGCGCCCGUGGCCCUCGCCGCGCAGUACGCGCACCCAAUCGAGCACGUCUUUGCUAAUAUCCUGCCGAUCACCAUUCCCCCGCAGCUCUUCCACGCCCAUGUGGUGACGUUUUGGCUGUUCAUGGCGUUCGUGCUGUUCGAGACGGCGACGGUGCACUCGGGGUACGAUUUCUUUGGAGGGGCGGCGAGGAAGCAUGAUCUGCAUCACGAGAAAUUCAUGAUCUAUUUCGGAACGAUUGGUUUGCUGGAUUGGUGGCAUCAGACAGACAGGUUCAAGAGCCGGGCGCGUGUAGAGUAG
Molecule: messenger RNA, 990 nt
Organism: Pleurotus ostreatus (oyster mushroom)
Lineage: Eukaryota; Fungi; Basidiomycota; Agaricomycetes; Agaricales; Pleurotaceae
Exons: 1
Coding region: 1-990 (329 amino acids)
Biological process (GO): ergosterol biosynthetic process
Molecular function (GO): iron ion binding; C-4 methylsterol oxidase activity
Source: RefSeq, a predicted model, not a curated record